Molecule: messenger RNA, 2003 nt
Organism: Daphnia magna
Lineage: Eukaryota; Metazoa; Arthropoda; Branchiopoda; Diplostraca; Daphniidae
Exons: 3
Coding region: 32-490 (152 amino acids)
Source: RefSeq, a predicted model, not a curated record
UCUGAUCAUCGACAUUUGGUCAUCGAAGCGAAUGUGUGGAUACAUCGGCUUCACUAUUGAAGGGGUCACUCCAGAUUUUGAAAUCUUCACGGCCUUCUUGUGCAUCCGACAGAUCUUCGGCAGACACACUGCAGAGGCAAUCCUGUCCGAAUUUGAAGAUAUUCUGAGGGAAUGGAAUUUGAAAAUAUCAGUGGUUAUUCGAGUUGUUACGAACAGCGGAUCAAAUAUGAUCAAAGCGUUCGACCUAAAGCUUCCGGGCUAUGUUGAAAAGGAAAACGAGUCUGAGAACGAAGAGCCUGAUCCAAGUCCUGAAGCUGCAACUAACCAGAAUGAGGCAGCUAGCAAUUUGGAGAUGGUCGAUUUGGAAUUGACUGGCCCUGUUUACGAUUCCUUGAUGGAGAUGAUCGAUGCCAACUGUUCCCGUCAAGAAGUAAAUGUAUUGAUGGAAGCUGAUCAAGAGGAAGAUGACGAGCACCAAGAAGUUGAAUAAGGCCUCAACGAAACUUACCUUGGCAUCCUACGCACGACUUUAUCCGGUGUGGCUUCAGAUUUGAGUCAUUUGGCGACUGGUGUAAGUGAUCUAGCCACGUACGAGAUGAGCUCCAAAUUACGCGAGUCUUGUAAGGCUCACGAUCUUCAGAAUGUCAUCAAAGAUGGGCUGAAUCAAAUCGAGGCACAGGCGGGAGCUGUGAUCAAAAGGGUCAGCAAGAUCAUCAAUUCAGUCAGGAUGAGUGUGAACGACACUGAGGCCGUCUUCAAGGCCGUUGGUUUUCGGCUUGUGGCCAAGAACGCUACGCGUUGGAAUUCACAGCUGGCAUCGUUACGCUCAAUAAUAAAGGCCAUUGAUUACGAUCCUCAGCUUCAAACUGGCUUGAACGCGACCACCAAAAAGCAUUCUAAGCUCACCCCACUUGAACUCAAACUGUUAAAGGAGGUCAGCCUCAUUUAGACUCCUUUUCAAGAAGCAACUGAUGACUUCCAAGGAGAUUAUGAAACCAUCGGCUCCGUCAUUCCUGCUUACAUUGACCUGCUCAACAAAAUGACCCUGAGUUUCGUUGAUUCCAGAGGCGCAACCGUUGUGAACUCUGAAUGUCCACUUGCAGGACAAAUCAUUCAUUGCAAGGGUUUUGCAGAAGCACUUAAGACUUCUUUGAAGAAAAGAAUGUCUUCCGUGUUACACAAUACGAGCUGCGUGCUGGGUGAACUCAAUCUCUGCCUUUUAAGGUUUUAAAUAUUAUAAGAGUGUGUGCUAACAAUUAUUAUCCCUCUUGAUUAAGGUGCGAUUUUGGACCCGCGAUUCAAGACGGAAUGGAUUUCAUACACUCAUCUAAAUGAAGGCGAUGUGCUUUCUUGCGUCCUGGCGGAGCUCGUUUACCGGUAUCGCAAAAUCCAGGAUGAUACUCAAGACAUUCGAGAUGCAGAUCUGACAGCAGCUACAACAGAUUUACGAAGUUCAAACGGUGAAGACGUCAGCGGUGAGGGGAAUCAACCAACGGCCAAGAGAGCUCGUCCCACUCGUCAACUUUACAGUUCUUUCAAAAGGGCAAGUCGACCUGCCUCAGCUGGAUCCGCCAAGGUACUUGACGAGUUUGAAACCUACCUGAGUUAUUCGAUUGCGCCAAUGGAGUCAGAAGAAGUACCUGGAAAGUCGAACCCGGGGCCAUUUCGGCCAUUAAAAUAUUGGCUUAACAACCGUCAUCGAUUUCCUUAUCUCUCCUUGAUUGCCCGCGACAUCCUCGGAACUCCCGCAUCAUCUGGAAGCGUGGAAAGGUGCUACAGCACUGAAUUGGAUAUCAUUGGCAUCAAAAGAGGUAAUCUUAAAUCCGAUAUAUUCAAUCAACUGCUGUUUAUAAAACGAAAUCGCAAUCUUGUGUAAUCACACGUCAUUUGAACAGAAACACACAUAAAACAUAUUGCAUAUAAUAAUUUAUACAACUCAGUCAUUCUUGUCUAUAUGUUAUUCUACUGAUCUGUUCUCCCAAUACAAGUGUUUACAAAUCAAA